AUCAGCAUUCAGCAGGAGCCAGGAACCCGCAAGGCGGCAACACCCUAGUUCACCCUCAUUUUCCCCUUUACUUCCCGCCAUCGAAGCCGUUCACUUUUCGCCGCCGCUUGGGGCUCCCGCUGCGUGCUGCGCCGGCGAUGGAGAUGGAGGACAUGGAGAUGCCAGAUCCGGAGGAGCUCGAGUGGAUGGAGAGCCACGGCCUUCUCCCGGAAGAAGAGGAGGACACCUACUUCGACGACCCCGACGAGGGCUUCCUCCCGGCCGCUGACGACGCGAGCAAACCUCGCGACCCCCCGCAGGAGGCCGCCGUAUCCCCUGCAAAGCCAGCAGAGGAAGUGUCGGAGCCCAAUCUGAAGCGGCCUUCCCCUCCGCCUCCAGUGGAGCAGGAGGAGGAGAGGAGAAAGCGGAGGAAUGUAGAUCGGGAGGAUUCGGUGGACGAAGACUGGCUGCGGUACUCGCCCCCUACCGCCGUUGAAAUCGUCGCCGAGAAGAUAGUUUCGCGUUUCGCGUCGGAGAUCCAGGGUGACUGUAUGCCCGUCACAGCGCCCAACGGAGAGAGGGUUUAUGCUAAGCUUGUGACGGAGAAAUUGGUUAGCGAAGUAAUCGAGGGGUCUAGGCGAAGGACUCCAAUUUCCAAUCCCAACCACAAGGGGCUUCUCUCAGAAUCCUUUCAUUCACUAACUAUGCGAGCAGAGCAAGAGGCUCUAGCCAAGGCCUUGCUGGAAAGCACAGAGAAACAGGAUAUUGGAGAUGUCGAGGGUUGUCCAGUGACUCCAGUAGUUACAGAACAACUUUGGGUGGAGAAAUACGCACCACACUCUUUCACUGAGCUUUUAAGUGACGAGCACACAAACAGGGAGGUUCUUCUAUGGCUAAAACAAUGGGACUCCUGUGUGUUUGGGUCCCAUAUUCGGGCUACAAGUGAUGAUACUUUAUCCGCCUUACGUCGGCAUUCUUGUGCCAUUCAAAAGAAUUCAAGUAACAGAAGUUUCUUGUCCAAGAGCAGGGCAGGCUAUGCCAUGGGUCAAGAUAGUAUGCCCCAAAAUGCACCUGGUAGCAACUCAGAAAAUCCGAGAAGUACCUUUAACAAAAGGUCCUCUGUUGAUAAUGCACCAGAACAGAAGGUGUUGCUACUAUGUGGUCCAGCUGGCCUCGGAAAGACGACGCUUGCUCAUGUGGCGGCCAAACAUUGUGGUUACCAUGUUGUUGAGAUAAAUGCCAGUGAUGAUCGUUCUGCUUCAUCCAUUGAACCAAAAAUUCUUGAUGUAGUUCAGAUGAACUCUAUCAUGUCAGAUUCCAAACCUAAGUGUCUGGUAAUUGAUGAAAUUGAUGGAGCGCUUGGUGAUGGAAAAGGCGCCGUGGAGGUUAUUUUGAAGAUGAUCAAUGCUGAAAAGAACAAUAAUUCUGACAGAAGCACUGGUGGCGAAGAAACUCAAGUCCAAAAAUCUUCCUCAAGGAAAGGUCAUAGAAUAGCAAAACUAUUGAGGCCUGUAAUUUGUAUAUGCAAUGAUCUUUAUGCUCCAGCCUUGAGAAAACUACGCCAAGUAGCCAAGGUUCAUAUUUUCGUGCAGCCAACAAUUAGUCGUGUGGUGAACAGGCUCAAGUACAUAUGCAAGAAGGAAGGAUUCAAGACAAGUUCAAUUGCCCUUUCUGCAUUAGCAGAUUAUACUGAAUGUGACAUUCGAUCAUGCCUGAACACACUUCAAUUUCUGAACAAGAAGAGAGAGGCACUAAACAUCUCAGGGUUUGAAUCACAAGUCAUUGGACGGAAGGACAUGUCAAAAAGCAUCCUUGAUGUUUGGAAACAGGUUCUUCAAAAGAAAAAACUCAAGCGGGCAGAAAUGGCUGAUAGUCACGUCAGCAGUGACAAGGACAUUGGUUCUCUUUUCUCACUCAUAUCUAACCGUGGUGACUAUGAUGUUACCAUGGAUGGGAUUCAUGAAAACUUCUUAAGACUCUCUUAUCAUGAUCCAAUGUUGCAUAAGACGGUGAAAUGCCUUGAUGUACUUGGAGUUUCUGAUUCUAUGAUGCAGUAUGUUUUUCGAACUCAGCACAUGUCACUCCAAGUGUAUCAACCUCCUAUUGCCAUCACUAUAAGCCGUAUGGUUGCUCAAGUUGAGAAGCCGAAUAUUGAAUGGCCAAAAGCUUUGCAAAGGUGCCGAACAAUGCUUUUGGAAAAGAAGGACAGUCUGAAGACCUGGCAAAACCGAAUGUCGCCACUCAUUUCAAGGCACCUGUCAGUGGAAUCUUUUGUCAAAGACAUUGCUUCCCCCUUUUUACAUAUUCUCUCCCCUUUGAGUUUGAGACCAGUGGCACUGAAUUUGCUGUCGGAGAGGGAGAAAGAUGAUCUGCUGCAGCUGGUUGAUACCAUGGUUUCUUACUCGGUCACAUACAAAAACACAAAGUUUGAACCUCAAGAAAGGACACAUGGAUCUAUUGUGUCUGCUGAUGUUCCUUUACUUUCUCUCGAUCCUCCACUCAAUGAUAUUAUAAGCUUUAAGGAGUAUCAAUCCGAGCACAUUGGUCUCUCUUUGGCCAUGAAACAGGUGUUGGUGCACGAGGUAGAGAAGCAGAAGAUCAUCAAAGAUAGUGCUGGAAAAUUGUUGAACCAAACUAAUGGAGUUAGGAGUGAAAUUCCAACAACUUCAAGCCACAAAGCAGCAGCUAGUACAAAUGUUUCUGCAUUGGAUUCUUCCAAAACGCGCAACCUAGCUACACUUCCAAUGCAAUUAAACUCAGGCUCUAGUUUGAGUGUUAAAGAUCCUACGCCUGCAAAGAAACACUCAAGUCGUCCAACUGAUUUCUUUCAUAGUUUCAGGAAAGAAAGACCGGUGGGUGCAAAGCCUCGUAAUGAUGCCGCGCAGCAAAGAGCAACAACACAGAGGGAUUUACGUCCACUGAUCUUCAAAUACAACGAGGGCUUCACAAAUGCGGUAAAAAGACCAGUGAGAGUCCGUGACCUUCUGCUCUAGCUAGGUCCAUUUGGUUUCCUGCACUUUAUGUCUUGUAUAUUACUCCCUCCAUUCCAUAAUAUAAGUCAUACUAGACCAGACUUUGAUCACAAAUUAUUUUGUUAAUAUGUGGUUUAUAUGCCAUGAUAUUGGUAUAUAACUAGUUUCUUUUUCCAAAAUAAGUAGUAAUACUCGUGACUUCAUAUCUUAUGAGACAUAUACUAAUGGAGUAAUUCUUGGUCAAAGUUGUCUUAACGAAACUAGAUGUCUUAUGAGACAUCUUAUAAUAUGAAGCUGAGGGAGUAAUUGUGUCA
Messenger RNA from Brachypodium distachyon (stiff brome), 3265 nucleotides. RefSeq names its product chromosome transmission fidelity protein 18 homolog. Lineage: Eukaryota; Viridiplantae; Streptophyta; Magnoliopsida; Poales; Poaceae. The record is from RefSeq and is a predicted model, not a curated record. Bases 138 to 2972 code for a protein of 944 amino acids. Gene Ontology annotation, molecular function: ATP hydrolysis activity; ATP binding. The transcript has 24 exons.